Messenger RNA from Arabidopsis lyrata subsp. lyrata, 3865 nucleotides. RefSeq lists its product as uncharacterized. The transcript has 21 exons. The record is from RefSeq and is a predicted model, not a curated record. Lineage: Eukaryota; Viridiplantae; Streptophyta; Magnoliopsida; Brassicales; Brassicaceae. The coding region runs from base 453 to 3542 and encodes 1029 amino acids.
AACGGCAGAAGGUGGAACCCGCGUCGUGCCGUUGAAAACGUUUCUGAUAGGAGAAAAAAUAUCAGAGCUCAAAGCUUCGCCGGACGAUCCGGCGACUAAAUUCCACUGAGAGAAACAAUCUCCGUUCUCUCAGAGAGAGAGAGAGAGAGGGUUUCGAGUUUUCUGGUGCGUCGCCGAUCAAUUUUCAGUUACCGGUUGGCUUAUUUGUGCUUUGAUCUGAGACUUUUUUGGGGAAAUCGUUUUCGGCGGAUUGUAAAAUGAAUUGGCGAAGGUUUGAGUUUUAAGGAGUGCCUCGUUUAAUCAUCGAGCUCUGUUUUCCUUCUUGCCCGAGGAAGCUCUAGGGCUUUUUCGGUGGAUCAAGAGGGACGGAGGAUUACACGUUAGUUAAUAGAUUCAACAGGAUUUUGAGGAAUAUUGAUUGAUCAGUGGUUUUUUUUAUCUGAGUAGUAGAAAUGAGCUCAGUCUCGGGUGUAAUCUCGAGGCAAGUUUUGCCUGUUUGUGGUAGCCUUUGCAUUCUUUGCCCUGCGCUUCGUGCAAGAUCUAGACAGCCUGUGAAGAGGUACAAGAAGCUCAUUGCUGAUAUUUUUCCUCGUAAUCAGGAGGAAGGCAUAAAUGAUCGAAAGAUUGGAAAAUUAUGUGAAUAUGCUGCAAAGAACGCUGUGCGUAUGCCAAAGAUAUCAGAUUCUCUGGAACAAAAAUGUUACAAGGAACUGAGGAAUGAGAAUUUCCACUCGGCAAAGAUAGCCAUGUGUAUUUACAGAAGGCUUCUGGUCACUUGUAAGGAGCAAAUACCUCUUUUUUCUAGUGGUUUCCUAAGGACGGUGCAAGCUCUUUUGGAUCAAACUCGACAAGAUGAAAUGCAAAUAGUUGGGUGUCAGUCUCUUUUCGAAUUUGUAAUUAAUCAGAAGGAUGGCAGUUCCCUGUUUAACUUGGAAGGCUUUCUCCCAAAGCUGUGCCAAUUAGGACUGGAAGGUGGGGAUGAUGAUAGGUCGCGGAGCCUGCGUGCCGCAGGACUUCAAGCCCUUUCAGCAAUGAUUUGGCUGAUGGGUGAAUACUCUCAUAUUCCCAGCGACUUUGACAAUGUUGUCUCAGCAGUCUUGGAAAAUUAUGGCCACCCCAAAAUACUUACAAAUGCUAAUGAUAGUGGCAGAAAAUGGGUGGAUGAAGUCUUGAAAAACGAAGGUCAUGUAGCUUAUGCAGAUUCCCUCAUAAAUGUUCCUUCUUGGAGAACGGUUGUGAAUGACAAGGGUGAACUAAAUGUGAAAAUGGAAGAUUCCUUGGACCCUAGCUUUUGGUCCAAGGUUUGCCUACACAACAUGGCCAAGCUAGGUGAAGAGGCCACAACAAUGAGACGUAUACUUGAGUCUUUGUUCCGUUACUUUGACGAGGGAUGUCUAUGGUCAACAGAAAAUUCGAUUGCAUUCCCCGUUUUAAGGGAUCUGCAGUUUUUAAUGGAAAUAUCUGGGCAAAGAACACACUUUCUACUGUCUAUGUUGAUCAAACACCUUGAUCAUAAAAGUGUGCUUAAACACCCAAGCAUGCAGCUCAACAUUUUAGAGGUUACCUCCUCCCUUUCUGAAAAUGCAAAAGUUGAGCACUCCGCAGCAAUAGUCAGCGCAAUAAGCGAUCUCAUGAGGCACUUGAGAAAAUGCAUGCAUUCUUCUCUAGAUGAAGCAAAUAUUGGAACUGACGCAGCAAACUGUAUCAGAAUGGUCAGUGUAGCUGUUGAUAAGUGCCUCGUCCAACUAACGAAGAAGGUUGGAGAUGCUGGCCCAAUUCUAGAUGCUAUGGCUUUGAUGUUGGAGAAUAUCUCCGCUGUCACAGACGUAGCAAGAACCACAAUUGCUGCUGUUUUUCGCACUGCUCAAAUUAUAGCCUCUAUACCAAAUCUACAAUAUCAAAACAAGGCUUUUCCCGAGGCCUUAUUCCAUCAGUUACUACAAGCUAUGGUCCAUCCAGAUCAUAAUACACGGAUUGGCGCCCACCGUAUAUUUUCUGUUGUGCUGGUACCAACCUCAGUCUGCCCCCGUCCUUCCUCGACCACUACUGACCUUAAGAAAGGAAUGGGUCUUCCUCGUUCACUUUCAAGGACCGCUUCUGUCUUUUCCUCUUCAGCAGCCCUUUUCGAGAAGCUGAAGAAGGAUAAAUUUUCAUCGAUGCUGACUUCUGAUCAGAGCCAAAACGGAAUGCCUGAGGAAGAAUGUGGAAGCACUACGGGGGAAAUCCUUGACAGAUUGAAAUCUUCAUACAGUCAGGCAUAUAGCACUUGGAAUCAACCAGUGACCUCGGUAGCAGAUAACUCUGUGGAUCUUUUAAACUCUGAGCUGGAUGCUGUUCAUAUAAGGCUAAGUAGUCACCAGAUAGGUCUUUUGCUUUCAUCAAUCUGGGCACAGUCCAUAUCUCCGGCAAAUACACCAGACAAUUAUGAGGCGAUUGCUAACACCUACAGUCUUGUAUUGUUGUUCUCUCGUGUUAAGAACUCAAGUCAUGACGCUUUGAUUCGAAGUUUUCAAAUGGCACUUUCUUUGCGAGAUAUUUCUUUGAUGGAAGGAGGACCACUUCCUCCAUCUCGGCGAAGGUCACUCUUUACACUGGCUGCAUCAAUGGUUCUUUUUUCCUCAAAAGCAUUCAAUCUUUUUUCUCUGGCGGAUUUCACAAAAGUAACACUUCAGGGACCAAGGCUUGACCCAUUCUUGAACUUGGUUGACGACCACAAGUUGAAGGCUAUAAAUUCAGAUCAGCUAAAAGGUUCUUAUGGAUGCGAAAAAGAUGAUGCUUCAGCUUUAGAUACUCUUUCAAACAUAGCACUCUCCACUGAGCAUAGCAGAGGAAACCUUGUCUAUGAAAUCGUCAAAAGCUUAGAAUCUAUGUGCAAUUCUGAAAUGGACAAAAUGCGAGAGCAGUUGCUCACAGAAUUUAUGCCAGAUGAUGCAUGUCCACUUGGUACCCGGUUUUUAGAAGAUACCCAAAAAACCUAUCAGGUUGAUUCUGGAGAUGUUAAAUCUCAAAAGGACGCGGCACUCUUCUCUCACGAGGAUCAAGAGUUUGGAGAUGGCACCGAAACCGUUGCAAAGAAUCAUCCUGUAACAUUUUCUGAAAUCCCAGACCUCCUGACCGUCAAUCAGAUAUUAGAAUCUGUCGUUGAGACAACAGGUCAAGUGGGUAGAAUAUCCUUCCAUACUGCAGCUGAUGCUUCAUACAAAGAAAUGACACUUCAUUGUGAGAAUCUGUUAAUGGGAAAACAGCAGAAGAUCUCGAGUCUUUUAAAUUCUCAGCUACGACAUGAGAGUUCUGUUAACUGCUCUCCACGACAACAUGAUGAAGAGAUUAAGAUCGCAAGUUUCCAUCCUAUGCUCAAUCCAACAUUUCAUACUGAGGUCGAAGUCCCUUUACUGUCGAAUUCCUUUGACAUGAAAUCGCCAAGAACACCAGUGGGAACUAUUCAGUCACCGUGCUUUGCAGAACUACAAAAUAACCCACAAGCAUUUAGACUACCAGCCUCAAGCCCUUACGACAACUUCCUUAAAGCUGCUGGCUGUUGAUCAUCGGCAGGAUCCAAACCAUUGUUUGGCUUUGAACUCCAGUCAAAAGAACUCAAACAAAAAAAAUUAACAAAACUAGGUUUGCUUGGUUUUCAAAGUCUUGAGUUACAUUUUUUAGAUUCUUUAGCAUUAUAAAUCGGAAUUACUCCGUCGUCCUCCUAGGGUUUUUAUUCCUAUCUUCUCUUUUCACUUAUUCUUUUAUCCAAUUCAUUUGUUUCUUUUUGGUGUGAUGUGUAAAAAGAUGAAAGAGGCCAUCUGGUUUUCACGUGGUCUUGUAAUCUAAAGAUUCUACAACAAUGGCUUUGUUGAACAGUUUCCCACAA